AUGGGGCAACGGAGGAGGCCGACCACUGGGCGCGGGGCGAACACAGCCGUGGCCGGAGCCGGAGCCAGAGCCGGAGCCUCGCCGUGGUCCGCGAGUGCGGGGGGCACAAUCGUUGAGUCCAUAGACGAAGGAGGAGGACGCCCCCACGAUGCCGGCGGCGCCCGUGACGAGCACGGACAGCCCGACGCCCUCCGCGGACCCGAGAGGCCGCCGCGGCGACGCCGACGCCCGGAUCUGGCACUCCCACUGCAGCUCGCCCCAGGAUGCGGCAAAGUAGCGGGAGGAGGUGGCGACAAAGGAGUGAAUGCUCAGUUUGCUCCUCUUGACUGCCCUAAUGCAAUAGACAGUUUUAUUGGAUACUGGAAGCCAAGUUUGAUACUUCUUCUGGAAAGUGAACUCUGGCCAAACCUCAUUAUGUCUGCAGCAGGAAAAGGAGCAGAACUUUUGUCUGGACUAUUCGUAGUUUCUGCAUCACACAUUCAUGCUAUUGCAGUGGCUCUUUUAAAUGCUCGCAUAUCAUUGAUAUCUUUCAACCACUGGUUGAUGCCUCUAGGGUCCCCAAUAAUUGCUCUGAUGCUCUCUAAACUAUCACUUGUUAUCCCAUUGAGUACUAUUCAGGCUGUUCGUUUUCAGCUGCUAAAUACACCACCAGGGAUCAUACAUUUUGCUGGAGAUUUAAAAUAUGCUGUCGGAGAUGUUAAUGCCGGGGAGAAUCAGGUCAAUGAAAUAAAAGAUCUGCAACAGCAGUUUAGCAAUAGGCCCCUCUGGAUGGCUGCUUCUAUUCACAGAGGUGAAGAAGAAGUCAUCCUCCGCGUUCAUGAUGAGUUAGUCAAGAUGUAUCCCACUCUACUACUAAUUCUUGUGCCAAGACAUCCUGAGGACUGCAAGAAUAUUUCCUUGGCACUAAAGAAACAAAAGGUCAAUUUUGUGCUGAGGUCAACUAGGGAAGUGGUGGCUUCAAGCACUAGGGUAUACAUGGUCGAUACUUUAGGGGAAUUAAGAAUGCUUUAUAGGGUCACUCCAGUUGCAGUUAUUGGCGGUUCGUUUCUAUCUGGCUUAGCUGGCCAUAAUAUUUCUGAGGCUGCUGCAGCUGGUUGUGCUGUUAUGACUGGACCCCAUGUUGGACACUUCUACCAUAUGCUGGUUGAAAUGUGGCAAAUAAAUCCUUUAGUUGUCAAGCAGGUGUCAGGAGAAUUCGAACUUCUGCAAACACUAAAAGAACUGCUUGGUGAUGCCAGCACUCUAGGAGCACGUCAAAGAGCUGCAAAAAAUGCAUUUUCCAUUAUGUCAGAUGGAGUUGUGAACUGUGUAUGGAAUUUAGUCAGCAGGUUCGCCAUUGACUUCCAAACAGAUACGUGGAACAGGGCUGUUGGAGGAGUGGAAAUGCACAGGGAGACUGACACCGGUGAUUGUGGCAUGCUGGCGACCUGGUGA
Molecule: messenger RNA, 1434 nt
Organism: Miscanthus lutarioriparius
Lineage: Eukaryota; Viridiplantae; Streptophyta; Magnoliopsida; Poales; Poaceae
Source: the annotation of a GenBank genome assembly